Messenger RNA from Lottia gigantea (owl limpet), 1750 nucleotides. RefSeq lists its product as hypothetical. Bases 169 to 1743 code for a protein of 524 amino acids. The transcript has 2 exons. NCBI's taxonomy places the organism in Eukaryota, Metazoa, Mollusca, Gastropoda, Lottiidae. The record is from RefSeq and is a predicted model, not a curated record.
UAGAUAUUUGGUGUUUUCCCGCGCUAACAAAGACGUAUCGAUAUAAAAAGAACCAGGGCAAUUUCCGUGUAUAUAGAUAUACUAUACGCUUUACGACGAUUUAUUUCAUUUUAAUGUAGUAUCUAAUCGAUUAAACAUUCGGCUUGAGUUGACGCCUUUUCUGUCAGAAUGUUGAAGUUUUUGAUCGCUUUCUCUAUAAUUAGCAUUGCUGCUGCUGUCGAUUCUCCAGAUGGUGAUCCAGUGCUACGGAUGGAUUCAAGAGUCUACAAAAGAUGCAUUGAAGAUUCGAAUAACGAAGUUGCUAAAUUUGAUGUACUCCCUAUUUAUGGAUGGGAUAACCUUCGGAAUAAAUAUGGUGGUAUGGUGAUCGAACCUAGUAUCACAGCGGGUGCGGCUUUGGUUCAAGAGGAUUUUGUAACUCGACAGUUUAUGGCACAAAAUGAAAACCAAAAGCGAACUAUUUUGGCUUCUGCAAGUGCAAACUUUUUCAAUAUAGUCCACGCAAGCUUUAGUCGUUCAUCGACGGUAUCCAGUUCCACCAAACAAUCCUACGAAAAAAGCAUAACCAGCUCUCAGAUAAUGGCGUAUGGUGGAUCGGUGUUUACAUUUCAAGAUUACUCUGUAAACAAAUGGGCAGAAAAAUUGGAUAAGAAUUUAGUAGCUAUGGACAGAGCAGGUGAACCACUCCAUCUUUUAAUAACCCACGAAAACCUGCCAGAAAUCCCCACUUUCUUAGCUCAUCAAGUUAAGCAACACGUUUAUGAUGCCAUAUGGAAAUACUAUGAAUAUAAUAUAUACCGAGGCUGUAUGAAUUUGGACUCUCCCAAUUUCUCAUACAUAGCCAAUGUUGAUGAUGAAAGUUGCGAGGCUGCUGCAUCGAAUUUAACUUUUGGUGGAGUUUAUCAGAUGUGUACCAUGACUCGAAGAGAUGCUGGUGAUCUUUGUGGAAAGUUGAGCCAGGAGAAUCCCAAAACAGGAAAAUUUUCAUGUCCUGCCAAUUAUCAAGCCGUGAAACUCUACACGGAAGAUUACAAACGAUCAACUCCCUACAGAAACUGUAGAAAAUGUGGAUGGUGGAGUCGCUGCUGUUCCUCGGGCACCAGACGUUCGUAUGCCACUUUAACAGUCUACUGGUGUGUCGCAUUAAAACCCGUUCCUCGCAACUCUGGUUACUUGUUUGGAGGUGUUUACUCUUCCCGUGUUGACAACCCAGUUACAAUGGAUAAUUCCUGUCCAGAUACCUAUAUAUCGAGAAUGAUCGGCAGUGAUCUGUAUGUUUGUUUGAGUGAUGAUUUUGAACUAGGAAAUCGACUUUCUCUACCAUUUGGUGGAUUCUUUAGCUGUAAUAGUGGUAAUCCCUUAGCCGGAGCCACGCCAAGCACUCCCGGUAACAACAAACAAGGACCUAAAGAAUGUCCCAAAGGUUACAGUCAACAUCUUGCCAUCAUUAGCCAAGAAUGUUCUGUGUAUUAUUGUGCUGCUUCAGGGUCAUUUUCUGUGAACGGCCCAGCCCCGAUACAAAGACCACCAUUCAGUGAGGAACCACAAUAUGUUCCUGAUAACGAACAGUUUGUAUUUUAUAAUCUAAAUACUAGUAAAUGGGAAAUGGCCCGGGAUGAAGAAACAAUGGAGAAGAUGAAACCUGAAACUAGUAAAUUGAUAGCUCGGUCUCUUUCUACAGUACCAGCUCUUAACUUGGUGUUGACAAUUUUUACAGCUGCUAUUGUUAUCGUUAUUCUUUAGGUUGUGA